Helicoverpa zea (corn earworm) is the source of this 2456-nucleotide messenger RNA. RefSeq names its product dynein axonemal intermediate chain 4-like. Gene Ontology annotation, cellular component: axonemal dynein complex. The coding region runs from base 16 to 2421 and encodes 801 amino acids. Gene Ontology annotation, biological process: cilium movement. Gene Ontology annotation, molecular function: dynein light chain binding; dynein heavy chain binding. NCBI's taxonomy places the organism in Eukaryota, Metazoa, Arthropoda, Insecta, Lepidoptera, Noctuidae. The record is from RefSeq and is a predicted model, not a curated record. The transcript is spliced from 6 exons.
UCUUCAGUUACCACAAUGGUUAAAAGUGGAAGUAUAUCCAACACUGCUGCGCAAAAUACAUCGACGUACACAGAGCUCCAAUCUCAAUAUGCUCUGAGUGAGGGUACUUCUAGCAAGACUGUGAAAAUCACUAGCGUCUUAGACAAGCGUCUAGUAUACCGAGUGAUUGUCAACGGAGUUGAUGUUACUCCUGACGACAUCAACGACCCAUCGUUCGUAACCUUGGAUGAAACGUUCACGCAUGCUGCGUAUGACACAAAAAUUCGAGCUAAAAGCGAAACCGGUAUUAAAUACACCAGAUCCAAAUCCAGAACAGGUCUCGAAGGUGCUAAAGUUUACGCCACUACUAUAAAUCUGGAUGACAUAGAAAUCGAUCACACACUCAAUACUGAAGAGGGGAUAGACUAUGAUGACGGCAACCUAUCCCUUGCGCCUUCGGCAUACUAUUUACCAAAAAUAUACCCGCCUACAUCUUACCCCCCAGAAAUACAGGUCACGCUUAAGGAAACUGAAACAGUUUUCUUAUUUGCAUUACAAAGCUCAUCGUUUGAAAAAGGAAGCGUUGAAGGAACACAAGUUGAAGAAGAAAAUACUUACUAUGAGUACAUUACUGUUGGGAAAGGAAGGAAUAGAAAAAUGGUUGGUCAAGAAACCCAAACCAAAGAAACUAUUAAGCAGACCAGACAUACACUCGCCACGAGACCGGAGAAAAAGAAUGCCACAGCAUUCGCCUCCGUGUGGGACAUGCACGACACUUACGCACAAAUUCAAAAAGCUCUAGAAGAGGAGGAAGAAGAUGAAAUGGUUAUGUACCAAUCCGCUGCCCCUCACUUGUUACGAAAGAAAAGGAAGAAAGUCAGUGACACAAGUUCAAGUAUCGGUAAAACCUUCAAAGAGAUUGCGGCGACUUCGCAGUAUAUGGAUGCGGUGCUUAUAAUGGAACGAGUACUGGCAUCGUUGACCUUUGCUGCUGCUCAGAAGAAAUUCCGGGGACUCGUGUCUGUUGAUCCUCUGUCAAUGGAUUUAGUAUAUAUUUACACAUUGACCGCUUUGUGGACUUACGAAUGCGAAGAGACUCUUAACAAACCAAUUACAUGUAUAUGUUUCAAUCCAAAAUAUCUUAAUAUGUGUGCAAUAUCCCAUGGAAAGUUCGGGUUCGCAGAUGUAUGUAAAGGCAUAGUAUGUAUUUGGUGUACCAAAAAUCCACGGAAACCGGAACGACUUUAUAACUUUGAAGUACCUGUUACAUCCCUUGGCUUCUCUCAAACCAAUCCUAAUUGGUUAGCCUGUGGGUUUAGCAACGGUGAUGUGAUAAUAUUAGAUAUUCAGUCAUACGCUCCCAAAAUUAUAGCGAGGAGCAAACGUGACACGAAUCCCUGCUUCGAACCGAUAUGGGUAACGAGAUGGCACAACAUAGACAGAGACAACGAGUGCGUAAUGACGACGUGUCAGGACGGGAGGAUCCGCAGGCUGCAGAGCACGAAAACUCAUGAGUUUAUUAGUUCGCCCAUGAUGCGAAUUUGUACUGUCGAAGGAAAGCUGAGGGGAUUGGAAACUACGAAGCCAUGUUUGAAGGUGGACAUUCCUAUCACUCGGUACCCCGCUGUGUUGUGCAUGAUAUGGCAUCCGACGAUAGAUCACUGCUACCUGGUCGGCACUGACGAAGGCUGCAUACACAGAUGUUCUACCCACUAUAUGAACCAGCAUAUGGACGUGUUCCGCGCUCACGAAGGACCAGUCAAUGAUCUCAAGAUGGCGCCAGUGUUGUACAAGACCGAUGCCAGUCCUCCAGCGUGCGCGAUCAGGAUCCUCGCGGAAAUCAUCGGCUUAGACCUUGAACUGAAAGACGUCGACUUCAUGGCUUUGGGCCAUAAGUCUCCUGAUCACAUUAAGCUUAACCCAAUGGGCACCAUACCAACGCUCCAGGAUGGUGACUUCGUUAUUUCUGAAAGUCACGCUACCAUGAAGUAUCUGCUAUCUAAGUACGGCGGCGACAAGAGCGAGUCGCUGUACCCGAGCGACCUGCGCACGCGCGCUAUAGUGGACCAGUGCCUGUUCUUCAAUGUGGGAAUUUUCUUCAUCAGGCUUAAAGUUGUUGUUCUGCCAGCAGUUUUUGGGGACUCUGAUGGUCCUACGGAGAAGCAGAAAGCGGACAUUGAUGAGGCAUACGGGAUGGUGGAAGCGUAUCUUGGUACUAAGAAGUAUAUUGCUGCUGACCACCUGACCAUUGCUGAUAUCAGCGUGGGAGCUACCACGGUUGCUAUGCAGCCUUUACAUAAACUUGAUCCAGUCAAGUUUCCCCGCACGGCAGCGUGGGUGUCUAGACUAGAAGAACACCCAUCGUUUAAAAAGAUUCUGCUCCCUGGUGCUGAAGUUCUACGUUUUGUAGUUAACGCGGCCUGGGAGAGAAAUAAGAAAUAAUUUUAUAACAAUUAUAAGGAUUUGAUUCAUAAAAA